AUGGCUUUGCCAAUCAUUUAUGCAUCUGGUGUAGAUGAUAACUUGGGUAUAACUUCUCUUAAUCCUAUAGUGAGAAAUUAUAGGUUGGAACUAACCCAUGUUUAUGGUAAUCCAGAUGGACUUUAUAAGAGCAAUUUUUUAAUUAACGGGCAGUCGCCAGGGCCAAUUAUUGAAGGUGAUGAGGGGGACUGGAUCAAUAUAACGGUUGUUAAUUAUUUACCUGUGUCAAUAACUAUACAUUUUCAUGGAAUUUUACAAAAGGGUACGCCUUGGUCAGAUGGAGUUCCUGGAAUAACUCAGUAUCCUAUUCUAAGUGGUGAUAGCUAUUCUUAUCUUUUCCAAUUGAAAGAUCAGUACGGGUUUUAUUGGUACCAUGCACAUUACAGAGGCUAUCUGACAGAUGGACUAUAUGGGCCAAUUUAUAUCAGGCCUAAUAAGCACAGAGAGAGACCUUAUGAUCUAGCUGUAAAAGACAAAAAGGAUUUGGCUUUGAUCGAAUCCUUGGAAAAAUCACCUUCGUACAUUAUUGCAGACGAUUCCUUCAAGCUUCCAAUGGAUGAUAUCAUGGCAAGAAUGUUCCAUUACGGCAUUGACCCUUUAUGCAUACUGAGUAUAUUGCUAAAUGGUAAGGGCAGAGUCUAUUGUCAUGAAUAUUCUACAUUUCACAGAUUGGCUUUGAAAUCCAAGACUGACAGCGUGCCACAAUUCGAUUCAAUGGGUUGCAUUAGGAGCGAGAAGACAAACGGGUACCAUGAUUUCAAAUUAGACAAUUUUGGACUUGAAAGCCCUGGGUUUUCUAGGAGAUGUGAGCCAACCUCGAAAGAUAACUUUGUUUAUUUUACCAAUCAUACGUCUUGGCAAUACAUUAAUAUUUUAAAUGCUGGUGGUCAGUAUACAAAAGCAUUUUCAAUUGAUGAUCAUGUUUUUUAUGUGAUAGCUGUUGAUGGCGUGUUCAUAAGGCCAAAGCUAGUGCAUCAGCUACUUGUUCCAGUUGGAUCAAGAUAUACAAUUCUUUUAGAAACAAGCCCAAGUAGUCAUCAGAACACCAAUGAGCCGUUCGCAAUAAGGUUUGCAGCAAUUAAAACACCGCAAUACAUCGAGGCACAGGGGUAUUUGAUUUACGGAGAUAAUUCCAGUAACUCAAAAGAUGCACUUCAAAACUUUCAACAAAGAAACAGUCUCAAUAAUGGCAUCAAAUUUCAAGAUUUAGAUGGAAAAUUAAUAGAGGGUAGCCAUGUUCUGGUCUGGCCACAUGAAACUAGACCUUUUAGUAAAGUCGACCAACUUAAUUCUAGUAAACGUGCAGAUCAUACUUUUGAGCUCUAUUUGAAUCGUACUGGGGUAGUCGAAUUCAGUAUGUUUAAAGACGGAACCAAAUUACCCGCAGGGUUUGAGCUUUCAAAACCUUUGUUGCACAUGGAUUUUUCCGAUAAAGAGAAUAAAUUUGUUCCUUUUAAUGGUUCUUUGACCGAUAAUAUUCAACAGGGAGACGUUGUAGAUAUUAUAAUCAAUAAUUUUAGAAGAAUUGAUCACCCAAUACAUAUGCAUGGGCAUUUGUUUCAUUUAGUUAGUUACAGUGAGACGGAAAACUUUCCGUAUGCGACUGUUGAAGAAGCUAUCCAAAAAAACUACACCAACUUGAAUCUUGUCAACCCUCCAAUGUUUGAUAUAGCAUAUACACCAGCUAAAGGACAUUCAGUCAUUAGGAUAAUUGCAAAUAAUCCAGGAAUAUGGCUAAUACAUUGCCAUAAUUUAGGUCAUUUACUUGGUGGUAUGGGUGCUGUUUUGUUUGAAUCGAUUACGAGUAUACCUAAAAUACCUCCAUCAUAUCUCCAACAAAUUCAUGUUGAGUACAAUAUAGAAUAUGAUUUAGGAAUUACAGAAUUGAAGAAUAAUACUCAUGAUGGUUCACUUUAG
Messenger RNA from Debaryomyces fabryi, 1917 nucleotides. RefSeq lists its product as uncharacterized. The transcript has a single exon. The record is from RefSeq and is a predicted model, not a curated record. NCBI's taxonomy places the organism in Eukaryota, Fungi, Ascomycota, Pichiomycetes, Serinales, Debaryomycetaceae. Gene Ontology annotation, molecular function: oxidoreductase activity; copper ion binding. Bases 1 to 1917 code for a protein of 638 amino acids.